Messenger RNA from Cimex lectularius (bed bug), 2698 nucleotides. Its product is annotated as 5-hydroxytryptamine receptor-like. Gene Ontology annotation, cellular component: membrane. Bases 202 to 1830 code for a protein of 542 amino acids. The transcript is spliced from 9 exons. Gene Ontology annotation, biological process: adenylate cyclase-activating adrenergic receptor signaling pathway. The record is from RefSeq and is a predicted model, not a curated record. Gene Ontology annotation, molecular function: G protein-coupled receptor activity. Lineage: Eukaryota; Metazoa; Arthropoda; Insecta; Hemiptera; Cimicidae.
AAAAGAUAUUGAAAUAAACUAUAGAAAGGAUAACAGAAAAUGAAUGUACAAUUUAGUAUUUAUUAUUGUUAAAAAAACGUAUGAUUACGCUUUGAUAAAAAUGUUUAUUAUAUCACACGUGCUUUCAUCAGUUUACGUUUAAUUUUUUGAAUGAACAAUUGUCGUAAUUAUUAACGGAAGAAACGUUUCAAUCCGACAAAGAUGCCAGUUAAAAUAUUAGGAUAUAGUUAUGAAGAGUACAAGUCUUUAAGGAAUGUACACAAGCAGAUGGCAACGGCACAGAACGAGCCGUUACCUGUGUAUGUCAAAAUAUUAGCUGCGUUCACGUGUUGCAUGGAGGCUCCUAACUGGCUGAAUAUUACUGACGCUAAAAAAGGUGUUGGCAAUGGUCGGGCGAUGCGUGGGGAGCUGGUCACUUUGCUGAAGAGCGCUGGGCAACUGUGCUCUCAGGGGGUGAAGAACUCUUCGAGAGAGGACGAGGAGGCACUUUGCUCGGGCUUGUCAUCCCUGAUCCAGCAAGUGCUUGCCGGCCAGGCGACCCCGAUUCCGAGCACAUCUUCCUGGAUCACCUUAGACAACAGCAGUUGGAAUGAAGACAACCAGACGAACGCGACCCUCGUCAUCGACGAGAAGGUCUACUUCAGCAGCGUUUUCAUGGCGGUGCUUUCCGUCAUUCUUGGCAUUGUCAUCCUCAUCACAAUUAUCGGAAACGUGUUCGUGAUAGCGGCCAUCCUGCUGGAGCGAAACUUGCAGAAUGUAGCUAACUACUUGAUAGUUUCGCUGGCCGUGGCAGACUUAAUGGUUGCCUGCCUAGUUAUGCCCCUUGGAGCAGUUUACGAGAUAAACCAGAGUUGGAUCCUGGGGCCGGAACUGUGCGACAUGUGGACGUUAUCAGACGUGCUCUGUUGCACAGCAUCAAUCCUGCACCUAGUCGCAAUAGCUGUUGACAGGUACUGGGCGGUCACGAACGUGAAUUACAUACACAACCGCAACCGGAGCCGUAUCGUGAUUAUGAUCGUCAUGAUCUGGACGCUGGCGAUCGUGGUAUCCUUAGCACCGCAGUUCGGAUGGAAGGACCCCGAUCACCUGGAGCGGAUCAAUUUGCAGCAGCGCUGCCUCGUCUCCCAGGAUCUCGGUUACCAGAUCUUCGCCACAUGCUCCACAUUCUAUGUACCACUCCUCGUCAUUCUGGUCCUUUACUGGAAGAUCUUCCAGACGGCCAGGAAACGGAUAAGACGCCGAAGGACGCCAAAACAGCCGAUUUCAGAGAAGGCGGGCAAGGCGGGUGGAAAAUUUAACUUCUUUUCGAAAAAGAGGUUGAUGGGAGAAUGGGAGAGCAAGAAAGGUGAGGUGGCACUAGUGGAGGGUUCGGUCUGCGAGACUGACACAGAAAAAGGUGGAAGUGGCGAAGGAGCUACGACAGCUUUCACGAUAACGACCAACCACGGCUCCGGUGCAGUGAGUCCUGAUAGGUCCACUGCCGAAAUGCCGGCCAACAACUCCAAGCCUGCUCCCGCCCUGCCGCAGAAGACGAAACGGGAGACGAAGAAGGAGACGAUGGAGGCGAAAAGGGAGCGUAAAGCUGCCAAAACGCUUGCCAUUAUCACGGGGGCGUUCGUCGUAUGCUGGUUGCCGUUUUUCAUUAUGGCCCUGCUCAUGCCACUGUGCGAAACGUGUUACAUCAACGAUUACUUGGCCUCGCUUUUCCUGUGGCUAGGAUACUUCAAUUCCACCCUCAACCCCGUUAUUUACACGAUAUUCAGCCCAGAGUUCAGGCAGGCGUUUAAGAGGAUCCUCUGUGGAGUUAGUCACUCGAGACCGAGGAGAUAGACUGAAUUCUUCUUCUUGGUGGACGAAGGACAGGAGAAUGGAUGGGGGAUGACAGUCAGAAAAGCCGAGAACAAUAAGCCAUCAUCAUUUUCCUUGCGCAACUUUCAUCACUCAGGAUGCCGUCAGUCCCCGGUGAGUCCCAAGGGGAGUGACGGGAUCUGCCGAUUACUCAUUUUCCCCAAUUGCCACAUGAACAUCAUCAUUAGAGAUUUUUUUUCAUUCUGUUUGCAAAGAAUACAUAUCAAUUUCCCGUUCAAUUUCCAUACCAGCAUAAUUCCAGAAAGUGCAAAAGAAGAAGAAAGCGAAAAGAGAAACGAGCGCUGAAGGUUUUCUAUGUGAUAAGUUGAAUUUCGUACAAUACUGCCAUUACUAAAUAUCUUUAAUUUUACUUUUUUUUUAGUAAGCGGAAUUGUGAUUGUUACGCUAUUAUGAAGUAUUAUUAUAUAGCAUUAUAAUGAAUUGUUAUAACAGUAUAUCUUAUACGUUUAGAUGUUAUUUUUCAACUCAUUAAAAAUCUAUUUGUAGAGUUUAAUAAUAUAGCUAAGCUACAAACACCACAAUGUAUAAAUGUUUUUGUAUUGAUAAUCUAUGUUCUUAUAGACGCUAUAGAUAAAUAUUGCAUGUAAAUAUCGUAUUGCCAGUACCCUCACCGUAAUAAAUUAUUUUUUAUACUUUAGGAGAAAGGUUCCGUAUGAGUCAUGUGCAUUCGUGAUCCCCUGAAUUAUCUUAAUUUGUACUCUAAUGUAAAUAAUAAAAAGAAAAGAGAGAAACACCUUGUACAGAGCAUGUAUAUAGUACUAAAAAAGUCAGAAAAACAUUUAUUAACUCAGAAACAUAUAUGAAUGGUUAUAAUUUAUAUAAUAAAAUA